This is a messenger RNA of Coregonus sp. 'balchen', 3650 nucleotides long. Lineage: Eukaryota; Metazoa; Chordata; Actinopteri; Salmoniformes; Salmonidae. The record is from the annotation of a GenBank genome assembly.
GAAUAUAAGAGAAGUGGACUACAACAACAUGCCAUCAACAAGGACCUUUGCGUCUCACUUGCAUUUGUCCUCAAUCCCUCAAGGACUGAGAGAAAAGUGAAAGGUCAGAGAGAGAGAUCACAUGCAAUGAAGGCAAAAUAAUAACUAACUGCCAGUGAAACCCAUGGUCUGACACAGUGUAGUGUAUAUGCUAUUUCUGUAGUGUAAAAUGUAUGAAACUGUACACAGAUUAUGUUUGAAAAACAUCUAUAGAGAGACAAAGUUUUUUUGUAAACCUGGAUGCUAACAAUGAGACUUCACAAUAUAUAAUUGUAUUUACAUCAAUCUCCUGUAUUUGUGAGUGAAAAUCUACUGUAUUUGUAUUGUUGCAUUACAUUUUUAGUCAUUUAGCAGACACUCUUAUCCAGAGUGACUUACAGGAGAAAUUAGGGUUAAGUGCCUUGCGCAAGGGCACAUCGACAGAUUUUUCACUUAGUCGGCUCUGGGAUUAGAACCAGCGACCUUUCGGUUACUGGCACAAUGCUCUUUACCACUAAGCUAACUGCCGCCCCAUUAAAUGGCUAUUGAUAAGGCUAUAUUUUAACUGUGUAAAUUGUUUAAGGUGGUCUACAUAGACAGGAACCCAGAAGAUGUUGCAGUGUCUUUAUUUAAUCUCCACAAUUUCAUGAAAGCCCUUGAGACAAACCUGACUUUGAUACAUUUCUAAUUCAAUUUCUUCGGGGGAAGGGUAAGCAUAACUCAGAAAUUCUCCGUUAAUCCUGGCCACUGUUCUUGCUAUUUGGGGUCUAGGUCAAGUAACUGUAAAUCACUUUGUGACAACUGCUGAUGUAAAAGGGCUUCAUCAAAUACAGUGAGGGAAAAAAGUAUUUGAUCCCCUGCUGAUUUUGUAAAUUUGCCCACUGACAAAGACAUGAUCAGUCUAUAAUUUUAAUGGUAGGUUUAUUUUAACAGUGACAGACAGAAUAACAACAAAAAAAUCCAGAAAAAUGCAUGUGAAAAAUGUUAUAAAUUGAUUUGCAUUUUAAUGAGGGAAAUAAGUAUUUGACCCCCUCUCAAUCAGAAAGAUUUCUGGCUCCCAGGUGUCUUUUAUACAGGUAACGAGCUGAGAUUAGGAGCACACUCUUAAAGGGAGUGCUCCUAAUAUCAGCUUGUUACCUAUAUAAAAGACACCUGUCCACAGAAGCAAUCAAUCAAUCAGAUUCCAAACUCUCCACCAUGGCCAAGACCAAAGAGCUCUCCAAGGAUGUCAGGGACAAGAUUGUAGACCUACACAAGGCUGGAAUGGGCUACAAGACCAUCGCCAAGCAGCUUGGUGAGAAGAUGACAACAGUUGGUGCGAUUAUUCGCAAAUGGAAGAAACACAAAAUAACUGUCAAUCUCCCUCGGCCUGGGGCUCCAUGCAAGAUCUCACCUCGUGGAGUUGCAAUGAUCAUGAGAACGGUGAGGAAUCAGCCCAGAACUACACGGGAGGAUCUUGUCAAUGAUCUCAAGGCAGCUGGGACCAUAGUCACCAUGAAAACAAUUGGUAACACACUACGCCGUGAAGGACUGAAAUCCUGCAGCGCCCGCAAGGUCCCCCUGCUCAAGAAAGCACAUAUACAGGGCCGUCUGAAGUUUGCCAAUGAACAUCUGAAUGAUUCAGAGGAGAACUGGGUGAAAGUGUUGUGGUCAGAUGAGACCAAAAUCGAGCUCUUUGGCAUCAACUCAACUCGCCGUGUUUGGAGGAGGAGGAAUGCUGCCUAUGACCCCAAGAACACCAUCCCCACUGUCAAACAUGGAGGUGGAAACAUUAUGCUUUGGGGGUGUUUUUCUGCUAAGGGGACAGGACAACUUCACCGCAUCAACGGGACGAUGGACGGGGCUAUGUACCGUCAAAUCUUGGGUGAGAACCUCCUUCCCUCAGCCAUGGCAUUGAAAAUGGGUCGUGGAUGGGUAUUCCAGCAUGACAAUGAACCAAAACACACGGCCAAGGCAACAAAGGAGUGGCUCAAGAAGAAGCACAUUAAGGUCCUGGAGUGGCCUAGCCAGUCUCCAGACCUUAAUCUCAUAGAAAAUCUGUGGAGGGAGCUGAAGGUUUGAGUUGCCAAACGUCAGCCUCGAAACCUUAAUGACUUGGAGAAGAUCUGCAAAGAGGAGUGGAACAAAAUCCCUCCUGAGAUGUGUGCAAACCUGGUGGCCAACUACAAGAAACGUCUGACCUCUGUGAUUGCCAACAAGGGUUUUGCCACCAAGUACUAAGUCAUGUUUUGCAGAGGGGUCAAAUACUUAUUUCCCUCAUUAAAAUGCAAAUCAAUUUAUAACAUUUUUCACAUGCAUUUUUCUGGAUUUUUUUGUUGUUAUUCUGUCUGUCACUGUUAAAAUAAACCUACCAUUAAAAUUAUAGACUGAUCAUGUCUUUGUCAGUGGGCAAACAUACAAAAUCAGCAGGGGAUCAAAUACUUUUUUCCCUCACUGUACAUGUAAUAGAUUUAAUUGAUUGAUCAAACACAUAUAUAGCCUCUUCAACACACAUGAUAAGUGUGUCAAUGUGAAAUACCCUAAAUAUAUUUAUUUCUUAGUUCCCUUGGUUUGACCAUGUUAAUGAUUGGUAUGCUCACAAAGACGAAUUUGAUACCCUUUCCCUGACAUAUGAGGAUAUGAUCAAGGUAAAUUCAUUUCCAUAAUGAUAAGAUCACAAAACAGUGGAUUGAAUAUUGUUAAGAGUAAUCAAACAAUAACAUAACAACAAUUUGCUUUCAGGACACACGAGUUGCACUUGUCAAGAUAUCAAACUUCUUGGGUAAAAACCUGGAGGAGAAAACCAUUGACACAAUAGUAGACAAAUCCUCCUUCAAGAACAUGAAGGAAGACCCACAGGCUAGAAGUGAUAUACAGCAUCCUGCAUUUUUCAAACAAAGUGGAUCCUUGAUUCGAAAAGGUAUGGUAUAUUCAUAUUAAUAAUCAUCAUGCUUGUGUUAAUCAUUAAGUUAAUUUCAAGUAAUGGUUAAAAAUUCACAAAAGAAAAGAUACAAAUACUACUGGAUAGUUAGUUGAAAUGUUGUUGACAGUUAGUUGACUACUGAAUGUACAAAUAAUAUAUUUGCGCAUACUAUUUCAUCCUGAGGACAAAAACCAAAACAACGUGCAGAGUGGGCCAGAUCGAAAAAAUAACGGGCCAGAUCGAAAAAAUAACGGGUCAGACAGGCAGACAGCAAGGUUUAUACAAACAAGCCAUCAUUGUUGGAAAUCAAAUGCUAGGGUAAAAGCAAGAGCAAAUAAUGUGCUAAUAAAUGUCUUAUUGCUUAUAACAUUAUUAACGUGUGAGAGACAGAAUGUUGGUCGCAUGUUGUUUGUCCAUUAGCUCAGGGUUUUGGAAUACAAGCUUGAAUCCUUAGCCCAGGGCUAAAGCUUAGUCCAGGCUUAGUAAAUGCUUGUGUGAAUGCAGGCUAAGCUAUCCCAGGGCCAGUCUAGCCUGGGGAUAAUUUAGCCCGGGGUUAAGAACAAUGCAGUGUGAAAAGGCCUAUAAAGUGAUACCAUACUGUCUGUUAUGUCUCUAAUCAGGGAAGUUUGGGGACUGGAAGACUAUGUUCACAGUGGCCCAGAGUGAGAUGUUUGACAAGAUCUACAUGGAGAAGAUGAAAGACCUGCCCCUUGAAUUUGACUGGGAGCUG